CUAUGUGCGGGUAUCCGAAACCGAGUGAGGUUUGAGCGUUGAGUCGUCCGCCUCCGUUCGAGAAGAAGUUCAAACCCUUGCGCUUUUUCUCUUCGAUCUCUUCUCCUAUAAAAGGAAUCAGUGAUCUCUAGAUCGAGGACCUCGGUGGUGGAGAGCGAUGGCGAGCGGUAGCGCUGUGGAUUUGGAGGAUGUUCCCUCAGUUGAGCUUAUGACGGAGCUCCUUCGCCGCUUCAAGUGCUCCUCCAAGCCUGACAAGCGCCUUAUCCUCAUUGGUCCGCCAGGAUCUGGGAAAGGCACCCAAUCACCAAUUAUAAAGGAUGAAUAUUGCCUGUGUCACUUGGCGACUGGUGAUAUGUUGAGAGCUGCUGUAGCUGCUAAGACCCCACUUGGAAUCAAAGCCAAAGAAGCCAUGGACAAGGGAGACCUUGUUUCUGAUGAUUUGGUUGUUGGAAUAAUUGAUGAAGCCAUAAAAAAACCAUCAUGCCAGAAAGGUUUCAUACUUGAUGGAUUUCCAAGGACUGUUGUGCAGGCAGAAAAGCUUGAUGAAAUGCUAGCAAAGCAAGACACCAAAAUUGACAAAGUGCUCAACUUUGCAAUAGAUGAUGCUAUACUAGAAGAAAGAAUUACUGGCCGUUGGAUCCAUCAAGCAAGUGGGAGGACUUACCAUACAAAAUUUGCACCUCCAAAGGUUCCUGGCAUUGAUGAUGUCACAGGAGAUCCCCUGAUGCAAAGGAAAGACGACACUGCAGAGGUCCUCAAGUCAAGACUUGAAGCUUUUCACAGACAAACUGAACCUGUUGUUGAUUAUUAUACCAAGAAGGGUGUUGUCGCAGAACUUCACGCCGAGAAACCACCAAAAGAAGUUACUGCAGAGGUUCAGAAAGCUCUUGCAUGAACUGAUCCUCAAUUUGUAAAACAAUCAAUCAAACCAGUAGUUCAUUUGACACAAGGUCCAGUUUUUAUUUUCCCCAAUAUGUACACCUUAACCUAUUAUCAUCAUCAUCCUCUCCGGCUAAUCUCGCUCAACAGAACUUACUGAGUUUAGCUCAAUAAAUAUUUCCUGCGGAAUUUUGUUGUAUCUGGGAGAAUGUUAUCAAUCUACAACAUUUUUGUUCCUCA
Dioscorea cayenensis subsp. rotundata (Guinea yam) is the source of this 1119-nucleotide messenger RNA. Its product is annotated as adenylate kinase 4. Gene Ontology annotation, biological process: nucleobase-containing compound metabolic process. The record is from RefSeq and is a predicted model, not a curated record. The transcript has 6 exons. The coding region runs from base 158 to 895 and encodes 245 amino acids. Gene Ontology annotation, molecular function: ATP binding; AMP kinase activity. Gene Ontology annotation, cellular component: mitochondrion; cytoplasm. NCBI's taxonomy places the organism in Eukaryota, Viridiplantae, Streptophyta, Magnoliopsida, Dioscoreales, Dioscoreaceae.